AUGAGAGAAAGUUUUGAAAAGGAUGAGGUUGGUGAUUUUGGAACAGAGGAUUUCAAUGAUGAGUAUGUUGACAAAGAAUUGAAUAAGGAGUUACGGGACAAUAAAAGGAGAAUGUUAGAGGAGAGAAACAACAACGAAAAAAAUAAAGAUGAGGGAGGUGAAGAUAUUAAAAUAAUAGAUUGUGAGAAAGAUGAAAAUGAUAAUAAUGAUCAAGGUUUGGAUUACAUGAAUUUGAAUGAUGAAGGUGUUGAAAAUGAAAAAGGUGGUGAUAAUGAAGAACAAAAUGUUGAAGGAGAAGGUGUGGUGGGCAUGAAUAUAGAAGGGAAGAAUGCUAAGAAAGUAGAAAAAAUAAGUGGUGAACAACCACAAAGAGGUGGAAAAGAUGGUGAGAAAGAUGAAAAUGAUAAUAAUGAUCAAGGUUUGGAUGACAUGAAUUUUCAUGAUGAAGUUGUUGAAAAUGAAAAAGGUGGUAAUAAUAAAGAAGAACAAAAUGCUGAAGGAGAAGCUGUGGAGGGGAUGAAUAUAGAAAGGAAGAAUGAUAAGAAAGUAGAAGGAAUAACUGGUGAAUAA
Messenger RNA from Lactuca saligna, 570 nucleotides. The record is from the annotation of a GenBank genome assembly. Lineage: Eukaryota; Viridiplantae; Streptophyta; Magnoliopsida; Asterales; Asteraceae.